AUGGAUACUGAAACUCUAUCAUUCUCCACUCUUAUUCACAUGAUUACCAUUAAACUCUCUUCCUCUAAUUACCUACUAUGGAAAAAUCAGAUUCUUCCCCUCCUCUCUUCUCAAAACUUGCUCGGCUAUAUCGGCGGCACCAAAAUAGCCCCUCCCUCGACUGUUACAAAUGCGGCUGGCAUUAGUGCUCCCAAUCGUGCUUAUGAAGCGUGGCACACUCAAAAUCAGAGGCUUCUCAGUCUUCUUCUCUCCUCUCUCACACUCACAGAAGAAUCAAUGGCGGAGGUCAUUGGAUGCUCUACCUCGCAAACCGUUUGGCUUGCUUUGGAAGCGGCCUACAACCACCGCUCCAAAUCUCGCGAACUUCGCCUAAAAGAUGAUCUUCAACUCAUGAAGAAAGGUGAUUGUCCCAUUUCCGAAUACGGUCGCAAAUUUAAAUCCAUAUGCGAUCAACUUGCGGCCAUUGGUCGUCCGGUUGAUGAUACCGAUAAAGCCCAUUGGUUUCUACGUGGCCUCGGCUCUGAUUUUUCAAGCUUCUCAGCUGCGCAGAUGGCUCUCACGCCCCUCCCUACCUUCCGCGACCUUCUCUCCAAAGCAGAAAGCUUUGCUCUCUUUCAAGAAUCUCUUGCUUCCUCCGGUGCAUCAAAUGUCGCCUUCUACAGCCAACACAAACCGUCUGGUCAUUUUUCCACUCCCUUAUGUGGUCGUGGAAAUGGUUCUCGCGGUCGUGGAUGUGGGCGACAUUCGAAUCGCUGCCCCCCACGCUGCCAAAUUUGCCGUGUGGAUGGUCAUUAUGCAACUUCUUGUCCGGAGCGCUAUACUCAACCGCCUCAUUCCUCUAUCGCCGCCAACUUAGCAGAAGCAUUUUCAGCAGGUUGUUCCUUAUCUAAAUCUGAAUGGUCUGAUUGGUUUCUUGAUACCGGCGCAUCGGCACAUAUGACUCCGACUUCUGAAAAUCUCGAUUCCUCUCAACCUUAUUCUGGCAUGGAUCGUGUGGUUGUAGGUAAUGGUGCUCAUCUUUCAAUAUCUCGUAUUGGUUGCUCUCGUCUUUCGGAUUCUUUUCAAUUAUUAGACGUUUUGGUCGUCCCUGAUCUCACCAAAAACUUGUUAUCUAUCAGCAAGCUUACAUCUGAUUUCCCCGUUGAAGGUAUUUUUCUAAUCUUACCUUUGUUAUUCAGCAUCGGCACACCAAAGAAGUACUGGCAACAGGUCGACGGAAAAAGGUCUUUAUGUUCUGGAGCAUGUUCGUCCAGCUUUGCUGGCUGA
Molecule: messenger RNA, 1266 nt
Organism: Striga hermonthica
Lineage: Eukaryota; Viridiplantae; Streptophyta; Magnoliopsida; Lamiales; Orobanchaceae
Source: the annotation of a GenBank genome assembly